AUGAUGUUCCGAGACCAAGUGGGCAUCCUCGCUGGCUGGUUCAAGGGCUGGAAUGAGUGUGAGCAGACGGUAGCCCUGCUGUCCCUUCUGAAGCGGGUCACCCGCACCCAGGCCCGCUUCCUGCAGCUCUGCCUGGAGCAUUCACUGGCAGACUGCAAUGACAUCCACCUGUUGGAGUCAGAGGCCAACAGUGCUGCCAUCGUCAGCCAGUGGCAGCAGGAGUCCAAAGAGAAAGUGGUGUCCCUCCUACUUUCCCACCUGCCCUUGCUCCAGCCAGGCAAUACGGAGGCCAAGACAGAGUACAUGAGGCUACUGCAGAAAGUCCUGGCCUACUCAAUCGAGAGCAAUGCCUUCAUUGAGGAGAGCCGCCAGUUGCUCUCUUAUGCCCUCAUCCACCCAGCCACCACACUGGAGGACCGCAACGCACUAGCACUCUGGCUAAGCCACCUGGAAGAGAGGCUAGCUAGUGGCUUCCGAACCCGACCAGAACCUGCCUAUCACUCACACCAGGGCUCAGAUGAGUGGGGGGGCCCUGCAGAGCUGGGUCCUGGGGAGACAGGACCAGGCUGGCAGGAGAAACUGCCCCGGGAAAAUGGACAUGUGUCCUUCCACCCACCCAGCUCCGUGCCACCAACCAUCAACAGUAUUGGGAGCAAUGCGAGCACAGGUCUCCCCUGCCAAAUCCACCCCAGCCCGCUGAAGCGCUCCAUGUCACUCAUCCCCACGAGCCCCCAGGCCCCUGGUGAAUGGCCCAGUCCAGAAGAGCUGGGGGCCCGAGCUGCCUUUGCCACGCCCGACCACGCACCGCUCUCACCCCAGAGCAGCGUGGCCUCCUCUGGCAGUGAGCAGACGGAGGAGCAGAGCUCCAACCGGAACACUUUCCAGGAGGACGGCAGUGGCAUGAAAGACGUGCCCUCUUGGCUCAAGAGUCUUCGCCUGCACAAGUAUGCAGCCCUCUUCUCACAGAUGAGCUAUGAAGAGAUGAUGACACUGACUGAGCAGCACCUAGAGUCUCAGAAUGUCACUAAAGGUGCCCGCCACAAGAUAGCCCUGAGCAUCCAGAAGCUGCGUGAGAGGCAGAGCGUCCUUAAGUCCCUGGAGAAGGAUGUGCUGGAAGGUGGGAAUCUGCGAAAUGCUCUGCAGGAGCUGCAGCAAAUCAUCAUCACCCCCAUCAAGGCCUAUAGUGUCCUCCAGGCCACCGUGGCUGCUGCAGCUGCUGUCACCCCCACUGCCAAGGAUGGAAGUCGGGGGGAGCCGACGCUGCCAGGUGCUGAGCCUCCCCUGGCCCAUUCUGGCACAGACAAGGGCACUGAGGCCAAAGACCCUUCAACAGAGAGCUUCCCCCCUCCAUCAACUCCAGCUCCUGCUGAUGGCAACGAACCAGCUCCGGCUCCUGUCGCUGAUGGAGACAUCCCCAGUCAGUUUACACGGGUGAUGGGCAAAGUGUGCACUCAGCUGCUAGUGUCCCGGCCAGAUGAAGAAAACAUCACCAAUUACCUCCAGCUCAUCGAAAAGUGCCUGACUCAUGAGGCUUUCACGGAGACGCAGAAGAAACGCCUGCUGUCCUGGAAACAGCAAGUACUAAAGCUCCUCCGGACAUUCCCUCGCAAAGCUGCAUUAGAGAUGCAGAACUUCCGUCAACAGAAAGGCUGGGCAUUCGGCUCCAACUCACUCCCCAUAGCUGGCUCUGUGGGGAUGGGAGUUGCUCGGAGGACCCAGCGGCAGUUCCCCAUGCCUCCCCGUGCCCUCCCACCCAGCAGGAUGGGCCUCCUAAGCCCCUCAGGCAUUGGGGGGGUCUCCCCCCGACAUGCUCUCACCAGCCCCAGCCUUGGAGGCCAGGGCCGACAGAAUCUGUGGUUUGCCAACCCUGGAGGCAGCAACAGCAUGCCCAGUCAGAGCCGCAGCUCUGUGCAGCGUACCCACUCUCUCCCGGUCCACUCGUCACCCCAGGCCAUUCUCAUGUUUCCUCCAGACUGCCCGGUCCCUGGGCCUGACCUGGAGAUCAACCCCACUCUGGAGUCUCUGUGUCUGAGCAUGACAGAACACGCCUUGGGUGAUGGGACAGACAAAACCUCCACCAUCUGACGUGACCCAGAGCCCAGCGUACCCAUGGGCUCCCUGGGCGGCGGGCAGGGCCAACCCCCAUCAGGUUCCUCUGCAACAGCGAGAGGGUGGACUGGCUCUAUACAUUCUAAUAUUUUUCUACUUUUUCACCCUCUUAACUUUUGUUUAAUAUUGGCACCCCGCCUUGCCCACUCCCAGGCCCAUCUUGGGAUUUCUUCUGAGCCAAAGGGGACAUGUAGGGGCAGCCACAAAAAAGGGGGCAGGGUCAGGUCAGCCUCUCUACCCCUUCCCUUUCUCAUUCCCACCUGGCCCAGUCCCAUCCUGGCCUCCUCCAGACUGCUGACCAUUGCUCCUCUUCAGGGAGCAGACACCCCCAGAGACAAGCUGACCCACUCCCUUGUGGAGCCUGCUCAGAAGCAUUUAACACGGGAGAAAUGAGUGGGGUAGACAAGUUGUUCUCCAAAACAUUGAGAGGAGUUAGAAGCAAUGGACUGAGGAGAGGAACCUGUCUCUCCUCUCCAACUUCUUCCUCUUCCCCCCAUCCCUAUUCAUGAGGACAGGAGCCACCUUCCUCUCACCUCUUUUUUCCCUGUUUAUCAGAGGUUCUCUACAAUUAAUUUCUUAAGCCUAUUUAAGAUACAUAUUUAUAUAGUU
Elephantulus edwardii (Cape elephant shrew) is the source of this 2718-nucleotide messenger RNA. RefSeq names its product sterile alpha motif domain containing 4B (gene SAMD4B). Bases 1 to 2085 code for a protein of 694 amino acids. The transcript is spliced from 12 exons. The record is from RefSeq and is a predicted model, not a curated record. NCBI's taxonomy places the organism in Eukaryota, Metazoa, Chordata, Mammalia, Macroscelidea, Macroscelididae. Gene Ontology annotation, biological process: negative regulation of translation; regulation of mRNA stability; nuclear-transcribed mRNA poly(A) tail shortening. Gene Ontology annotation, cellular component: P-body. Gene Ontology annotation, molecular function: protein binding; translation repressor activity; mRNA binding.